Molecule: messenger RNA, 1047 nt
Organism: Hirsutella rhossiliensis
Lineage: Eukaryota; Fungi; Ascomycota; Sordariomycetes; Hypocreales; Ophiocordycipitaceae
Exons: 6
Coding region: 1-1047 (348 amino acids)
Source: RefSeq, a predicted model, not a curated record
AUGACGACAAGCUUCUUCAUCCAGAGUGACGUUCUUGGCCUCUCCGGCCUGCACACCGCCGCGCCGGCGGACCUCAACCCGCGUCUGAUCGAUCUCGGCGCUCCCGGCCGGCAGGUGGCGCGCCUCGACUGCUGUGGCGUCUACCUGCACUGGAUUUUGCCGCGGCUCUACCGCAGCGGCCUGUACUCGGCCGGCGCAGUCUUGGCCAGCAGCCAUGAGCCGGAGCGGCUCAAGCACGACCUGCCCGCCCAGCCUCAGUUUCAGCUCGAGUUCCACCGGCCCCCCAGGUGCUGGGUUGUCCUCCGCCGUCUCGAACUGGACUCGGUCUGGCCAGCCGCCGCGCGGCAACACUACAGUGAGUGCCAAGCCUGGGUGGUCGAGAGCGACCAUCUCUGGACGCUCGGCAACAUACCGUCCGAGUACGACCUGCAGGCCGAUGUCUCGCCUUUCUUCGUCGGCGUCAGCGGACAGGCCGACGACAUUGAGCAGCAGGAGAAGGGCGACAUCGGCCGCAAGAAGCCCCUGGAGGCUAACCAGCUCUUCGCCGACUUCCGGCUGCACAACACAAACGUCUUUGGCUUUCUCGACAACUUCAAGUAUCACGGACACGCGGACAAGGCCGUCGACCCGCUCUGGAGUGAGAGCCAGUACUCGCGUGGGGCAGAGCUGGACGCGCUCGAUAUGGCCCCCAAGACGGUGCCGGCCGGCGAGAUUGCCGCGGCCCACCAGCGACUGGACGUGCCGGCCCUGUCGGUGGGUACGACGCCCAUGGACUCGCUUAUCUUAUACUGCACCAGCCGGCAUGCGCAGGGCGAGGAGGCGUCCAUUGCCCGGCUGGGGGAGGACAUACUCGCCAUCGACUCGCUGCUGCACGCGCGCGACGUGAGCAACAAGCAAGACGAUGUCUCUGCCCGGCCCUACAAGGCCGCGACUGACGACCUCGCCGCUCUUGUGCAGGGCCACGAGGCGCGCAUCCAAGAACUCGCGUCCGCCGUUCAGGCCAUGCUCGGCGCUUCUUGUUCAACGCGAACCUCCCGGUACUACUAA